UAAAACCGUGUAAAGAAAAGUUCAGCAUGAGAAAAAGACGACUAUAAAUACAAGUCUUUUUAACUUGCUAAACUACCAGAAUUAGUUUCUGAAAGCAAAGAAAAACUCUUAGCAGACAUGGUUAGCUCAUCAAGCUCAGGCUCAGCCUAUAACCUUGUAUUUUGCCUGCUACUCUUACUGCUCAUUCCGUUUCCUUCUCACUCAUCCGACCCCGAUCCGUUACAGGACUUUUGUGUGGCGGAUCUAACCGCCACUCCAUCCACUAAUGGCUUUCCUUGCAAACCCGUCUCGGCAGUCACUUCAGAAGACUUCUUCUUUGAUGGACUAAGCAAACAAGGGAACACAAAAAAUGCCUUUGGCUCCAGUUUGACCCCUGGGAACGUCCUUGCUUUCCCGGGUCUCAACACGCAAGGGAUCUCGAUGAACCGAGUUGACUUUGCCCCCGGCGGUCUGAACCCUCCCCACUCACACCCUCGCGCAUCCGAGACCGGGGUGGUGAUCACAGGGAAGCUCCUCGUGGGGUUCGUGACGACGAACAAUGUUUUCUACUCCAAGGUUUUGACUGCUGGGCAGAUGUUUGUCGUUCCUCGGGGACUAGUCCACUUCCAACAGAAUGUUGGAGAAGGAAAUGCCCUUGCCUUCACUGCCUUCAACAGUCACUUGCCCGGCGCGGCUUUGGCCGCCACAACUCUCUUUGCUUCAAAACCACAAGUUCCUAAUCAAGUGUUGACCAAGGCCUUCCAAGUGGAGGAUGACAUAGUCAACACCAUCAAAUCCAAGUUUGGUGCUUGAUUUUUACGUUUUGAUCAUCAAGAUUUCCCUUUGUUUUAAAAACUUUUUUUUUUUUUUUUUUUUGUAUUAUUCUUCGAAUUGUUUCUGCCCAAGUUCUUCUGUUUUUAUUCUAUGCAUCUCAUCUUUUCCUCUGUCAGUCAUCCCUCUAUAGUGUUCAUUAUUGAAUAAAAUGAAAUACAUACAAACUACUUCACUUUUGA
Molecule: messenger RNA, 992 nt
Organism: Morus notabilis
Lineage: Eukaryota; Viridiplantae; Streptophyta; Magnoliopsida; Rosales; Moraceae
Product: germin-like protein subfamily T member 2
Exons: 1
Coding region: 118-792 (224 amino acids)
Cellular component (GO): cell wall
Molecular function (GO): manganese ion binding
Source: RefSeq, a predicted model, not a curated record